AUGAGCGACACAAACGGCGCCACCAGGCCCUUCCGCAUCGCCAUCGUGGGCGGCGCCAUAGGCGGGCUCACAACGGCGCUCUUCCUAGACCACUUCUGCCGCCGGACCCCUCCAGGGCAGGAUGGCAGACCGUUACCGGCCGCCAUCGCCAUCGACGUGUACGAGCAGGCGAGCGAGUACAGGGAGAUCGGCGCGGGCGUCGGCCUUGGCAUCAACGCGGCCAAGCUGAUGCACCAUAUCCCCGGCGUCGGAGCCGCCAUGAACGAGAUCCAGGGCCGGACCGGCACCUCGUGGUUCACGUUCGUGCGGUGGGACAGCGGCGAGUGGAUCACCCACAUCGACAGCCCCAUCUCUGACGAGGACGUGGUGAGGCCGUCGAGCAUGGCGCGCAGUGAGUUUUUGGACGUGCUGCUGGGGUUUAUCCAGGAGAGGGGCGACCUCGCCGAGCAAGGCGUGGAGCUCUCGUUCAAAGACGGCACCACAGCCCAGGCAGAUCUCCUAAUCGGCUCGGACGGUAUCCACUCCGAGGUCAGGAAGCAGUUCAUAACCGGAAAGGCCCUGUACAGCGGCAAGAUAGCUUACAGGGGCGUGGUCCCGAUAGACAAGCUCCCAAAGGAGACGUGGCCCGGGCGGUCCUGGUCGGUGAUAUGGUCGGCGAGGCACAAACACUUCCUGGUCUUCCCCAUCAGCCAGACCCGGUCUCUCAACAUCGUCGCCUUCAUCUCCAAGCGUGAGGACGAGAUCCCGGACCUACGUGAGAGCUGGACCAGCACAUGCGACAGGAGGGAGCUGGAGGAGGACUUCGCUGACUGUGAGGAGACGGUCCAGAAGAUCAUCCAGCUAAUGCCCGAGCGUCCGUCAAAGUGGCGCAUCAAUGACCAUGAGCCUGUGCCGCAGUGGGUGUUCCUGGACGGCAAAGUUACACUUCUUGGAGAUGCUUGCCAUGCUACUACGCCGCAUCAGGGUGCCGGUGCCGGCCAGGCCGUUGAGGAUGGGUAUAUCCUGUCGAAGGCACUGUCGGACUGGCUUUCCCAGGGAAGGCAAGGGUCGUUGAAGGAUUGGAUGGAGCUGUACCAGCGAAUCCGACUGCCUCGUGCUCAGAAGGUAGUGACCACAAGCCGCCAGGCUGGUGCGUUGUAUGAGUUCGAGUCGCCAGAUCUGGUCGACUUGCCAUACGAAGAAGCGAUGCCGAUCGUCGCAGAGAGGCUCCAGGAAAGGCUGAAAUGGCUGUGGCUGGAGGAUCUCGACGCCGUCUAUGAGAAAGAGCGACAAGAAGCGGGACUUUAA
Diaporthe amygdali is the source of this 1287-nucleotide messenger RNA. Its product is annotated as mannitol 1-phosphate dehydrogenase. The transcript is spliced from 2 exons. Lineage: Eukaryota; Fungi; Ascomycota; Sordariomycetes; Diaporthales; Diaporthaceae. The record is from RefSeq and is a predicted model, not a curated record. Gene Ontology annotation, molecular function: FAD binding. Bases 1 to 1287 code for a protein of 428 amino acids. Gene Ontology annotation, biological process: secondary metabolite biosynthetic process.